This is a messenger RNA of Mobula hypostoma (lesser devil ray), 544 nucleotides long. RefSeq names its product histone H2B 1/2-like. Gene Ontology annotation, cellular component: nucleosome. The transcript has a single exon. Bases 15 to 530 code for a protein of 171 amino acids. Gene Ontology annotation, molecular function: protein heterodimerization activity; structural constituent of chromatin; DNA binding. NCBI's taxonomy places the organism in Eukaryota, Metazoa, Chordata, Chondrichthyes, Myliobatiformes, Myliobatidae. The record is from RefSeq and is a predicted model, not a curated record.
UCGAAAUAAAUUCGAUGAGCGAUUGGUCUUUUCAAGCCGCCAAUGAAAAUGCUCGGAUUCCCCAUUCCUCAUUAGCAUACCGCAGUGAGCGCUGCCUAUUUAAUUCGCGCUCCGACGAUUUGUUUUGUUUAUUACUGUGUCUCAACUCAGCCGAAGAAAUGCCCGAUCAGAAACCUGCUCCCAAGAAGGGCGCUAAGAAAGCGCUGCCGAAGCCAUCAGGCAAGUCUGGCAAGAAGCGCAGGAGGCUGAGGAAGGAGAGUUACUCCAUCUAUAUCUACAAAGUGAUGAAGCAGGUUCACCCCGACACCGGCAUCUCCUCCAAGGCCAUGAGCAUCAUGAACUCGUUCGUGAACGACAUUUUCGAGCGCAUCGCUGGCGAGGCUUCCCGCUUAGCCCAUUACAACAAGCGGUCGACUAUUAGCUCCCGGGAGAUCCAGACCGCAGUGCGCCUACUGCUCCCCGGGGAGCUGGCCAAGCACGCCGUGUCGGAGGGAACAAAGGCAGUGACCAAGUACACCAGCUCCAAGUGAAGAGUGCUGCCAAA